CUCUCUGCACCAGGCCCCGUAGACCCCCCCCCCCGAGUCUGACUGAGCAAAGAGGCACCUUUUAAGUGGUGGCAGGCAGGGGGAGAGCGGCCGGCCCUCUCCAGCCCCAGCACAGCAUCCCUCCCGUGGUGCCCGUUGCCGGCCUCUGAGCCAGGAGCCCUUUGGGGACCCUCUUCUUUAUUUAUGCUUUAUUUUCCUGUGUAAACGCUUUGAGAGCUUGGUUUGGACGCAGAUCGCAGCGAUGGAGGAAGUAGAGCAGCGGCACCAGCACUGAUCCUGCAGUCAGGACCCAAGAGAUGUCCAGUGGAGAUGCCAGCCUGGAGCUGGACCAGGAAAAAUACGAUGCUGAUGAGAACGUGAAAAUUAUCUGCUUGGGCGACAGCGCGGUGGGGAAGUCCAAGUUAAUGGAACGGUUUCUCCUGGAUGGAUUCCAGCCUCAGCAGCUGUCCACCUUUGCCCUCACGCUCUACAAGCACACGGCCACCGUGGAGGGCAAGACGGUCCUCGUAGACUUCUGGGACACGGCUGGGCAGGAGCGCUUCCAGAGCAUGCACGCCUCCUACUAUCACAAAGCCCACGCUUGCAUCAUGGUCUUUGAUGUUCAGAGGAAGAUCACCUACAAGAACCUGAGCAACUGGUACAAGGAGCUGCGUGACUUCCGCCCCCAGAUCCCCUGUAUUGUGGUUGCCAACAAAAUUGACGCGGACAUGAAGGUGACUCAGAAAAGCUUCAACUUUGCCCAGAAGUUCAACCUGCCUUUCUAUUUUGUGUCGGCUGCAGACGGCACCAACGUGGUGAAGGUCUUUAAUGACGCCAUCAAACUGGCAGUUGCCUAUAAACAGAACUCGGGGGACUUUAUGGAUGAUGUCCUGAAGGAACUGGAAAAGUUCGAGCUGGAGAAGAAGGGAGAGGACUCCGCCGACAAAGAGGAGAACGGCCCCAAGGAAAUGCCCCCCUCGGCCUGAGCCUGGCCCCACUCCCCCGCAUUGCAAGAGGCUGGCAGGCGGGCAUCCUCUCCCCAAAGGCACCUGGCAGCCCUCCUGGAGAAAGUCACCCAGCGAAGACCAGCGCCGGUGCUCCAGGUAGUCGUGGCGUGGACCGACCGCUGAGGAGACACCUGUAGCAGCCGCCUCCCCUCGAGGGCCGUGGUGGGGGCUGGCCUCCCGGGGGCUCCCAGGCUGCUCCGUGAGGGCCCGGUUGGGGUCCCAAGCAGCUGAGGAUGGCACCCCCCUUCAGAAAUAAACACCCAAGGACUUGUGGCAAAAUGCUGGCAUUUCUCUUGUACUUGCCCCAAGAGAGCAAAAAGGCUCUGGUUGAGUUACUCAGCGCCCUGCUGGAUCUGACCCAGAGGGCUCUGUCUAGUCCCACCUCUGGCUGCUAGGCAGGAGCCCCUUGCUGCCUGGUGCCUCUCCAGCAUCGGGCUCCUAUGAAGAGCCCCCGAUUGGCAGCUGGAUUUCAGAGGCAUGUAAGCGAAUCUAGGGGUGCUCAGGCUUGGGUCCCCAGAUGUGGUUGGCCUCUGGCCAUUGUGGCUGGGGACGGACGAGGGGAGUGGCAGCAGAGGCUGUGCAUUUUCUAAGCUGUGUUGUCGUUGCUGUGAGCUGGACGUUGUCUUUCUUCAGAUUGUAAACCGCCCCGUUGGGCAGUAUGCACAUCUAAAUAAAUAAAUGGAUAGUCCAACGACA
Hemicordylus capensis (graceful crag lizard) is the source of this 1682-nucleotide messenger RNA. RefSeq names its product RAB, member of RAS oncogene family like 2B (gene RABL2B). The transcript has 9 exons. Gene Ontology annotation, cellular component: Golgi apparatus; endosome. Lineage: Eukaryota; Metazoa; Chordata; Lepidosauria; Squamata; Cordylidae. The record is from RefSeq and is a predicted model, not a curated record. The coding region runs from base 297 to 965 and encodes 222 amino acids. Gene Ontology annotation, molecular function: GTP binding; GTPase activity.